Aureobasidium melanogenum CBS 110374 is the source of this 1695-nucleotide messenger RNA. Its product is annotated as isocitrate lyase 2. Gene Ontology annotation, molecular function: isocitrate lyase activity; methylisocitrate lyase activity. NCBI's taxonomy places the organism in Eukaryota, Fungi, Ascomycota, Dothideomycetes, Dothideales, Saccotheciaceae. Gene Ontology annotation, cellular component: mitochondrial matrix. The coding region runs from base 1 to 1695 and encodes 564 amino acids. The record is from RefSeq and is a predicted model, not a curated record. The transcript is spliced from 3 exons.
AUGUCUGCCUCGAUAAAAUCAGUUGAUCCUCCUUUGCCUUCAGCAGAGCCAACCUCAUCUUUCCAGCUUCUGUCAACAGAACAGAAGGUUGGUGAGUCUGAAGAUGCUGUCUUCGAUGACCAAGUAAAACAGGUCCAAGACUGGUGGGCUUCGCCCAGGUACAAAGGCAUCAAAAGGCCUUAUUCUGCAGAAGAUGUCGUUAGUAAGAGAGGCACUCUGCAGCAAAUCUAUCCUUCUUCGUUGAUGGCUCGAAAACUCUUUAACCUCCUGGAGGAACGAGCUGCCAACGGAGAACCUGUGCACACAAUGGGAGCCAUCGAUCCCGUGCAAAUGACCCAGCAGGCACCUCAUCAGGAAAUUCUCUACGUCUCCGGAUGGGCCUGCUCUUCCGUCCUGACCAGCACGAAUGAGGUCUCGCCUGAUUUUGGCGACUACCCCUACAACACAGUCCCCAACCAAGUACAACGUCUCUUCAAAGCACAGCAGUUACACGAUAGAAGACAUUACGAUGCCCGGAGAAAGAUGUCUGCCGAGGAGAGAAACAAGACGCCAUACAUUGAUUACCUUCGUCCAAUUGUCGCUGAUGGUGAUACUGGACAUGGUGGUCUUUCGGCAGUCUUGAAGCUGGCCAAACUCUUUGCCGAAAAUGGUGCUGCAGCUGUUCACUUCGAGGAUCAAUUGCACGGAGGCAAGAAGUGCGGCCACUUGGCAGGCAAAGUUUUGGUACCUGUCGGUGAACACAUCAAUCGCCUUGUUGCUACACGCUUCCAAUGGGACAUGAUGGGCUGCGAAAAUUUGAUCAUCGCGCGCACAGAUUCCGAGAGUGGCAAGUUGUUGAGCAGCGCCAUUGACGCUCGUGACCAUGAAUUCAUUCUUGGUUCGACCGAGGACAUAGAACCUCUGGCAGAGACGCUUCAAGUCAUGGAGAUGAACGGUGCAACUGGUGCAGAGAUUGAUGCUUACGAGGCCAAGUGGACCAAGGAGCAUAAAUUGGUUACUUUCGACGAGGCUGCUAUCGCUCACAUAAAGGCUAAGACGUCUGACUCGAACAAGGUCGCCAAAUACGAGAGCGAGAUAUCCGCGAACCGUAACAGACCUUUGAACAGCCGUCGUCAGCUUGCCGCAUCCAUCGCAGGUUCUCCUGUUCAGUUCAGUUGGGAUGUCCCACGAACCAAGGAAGGUUUCUACCACUACCGUGCUGGACUUCCCGCAGCAACGAAGCGAGCCAUCGAAUUUGCUCCGUUCGCUGAUCUGCUGUGGUUGGAAACUGGAGACCCAAGCGUGCAAAAAGCUGCGGGCUUUGCCAAGAAGAUCAGAGAUAUUCAUCCUGGAAAGAAGCUCGUUUACAAUCUUAGCCCCAGCUUCAACUGGAUGGGACACGGUUUCUCCGAGGAUCAAUUGAAGAGUUUCAUCUGGGAUUUGGGCAAGGAAGGAUUUGUUCUUCAGCUCAUCUCCCUCGCCGGCCUGCACAGUACCGCCACCAUCAGCAAUGAGCUCGCCAAGGGAUUCAAGACUGAUGGUAUGUUGGCGUAUGUCAAUUUGGUCCAACGUCGUGAACGCGAACUUGGUUGCGAUGUACUUACCCACCAGAAAUGGAGUGGUGCAAGUUACCUCGACGGCAUUUUGGGCAGUAUUCAAAGUGGUAGCAGUAGCAGUAAGAGUAUGGGUGAAGGUAACACGGAAGGAACUUUUUAG